Staurois parvus is the source of this 582-nucleotide messenger RNA. The record is from the annotation of a GenBank genome assembly. NCBI's taxonomy places the organism in Eukaryota, Metazoa, Chordata, Amphibia, Anura, Ranidae.
AUGGGUAAGCAAAACAGCAAGCUCCGCCCAGAGAUGCUACAAGACCUGCGUGAAAAUACAGAAUUCUCAGAUCAUGAGUUACAAGAGUGGUAUAAAGGUUUUCUAAAGGACUGCCCAUCUGGCAUUCUCAAUGUUGAAGAGUUUAAGAAGAUCUAUGCCAAUUUUUUCCCAUAUGGCGAUGCCUCUAAGUUUGCUGAGCAUGUUUUUCGUACAUUUGAUACCAAUGGCGAUGGGACCAUAGAUUUUCGGGAGUUUAUCAUUGCUUUGAGCGUCACCUCCAGGGGGAAGUUGGAGCAGAAACUAAAGUGGGCAUUCAGUAUGUACGAUCUAGAUGGGAAUGGAUACAUCAGUCGGGAGGAAAUGCUGGAGAUUGUACAGGCAAUUUAUAAAAUGGUUUCCUCUGUAAUGAAGAUGCCAGAGGACGAGUCCACGCCAGAGAAACGCACAGAGAAAAUCUUCCGACAGAUGGACACAAAUAAUGAUGGUAAAUUAUCGCUGGAGGAAUUCAUUAAAGGUGCCAAAAGUGACCCAUCUAUUGUGCGGUUACUGCAGUGUGACCCCAGCACAGCAUCACAGUUCUGA